CCAGCAAGUGGUCGUUCAAAGCGAAAUAUUCACAUUCAUGCACCGUUCACACGACUAUUACCAAUCAAAAGAACGAGCGGAGAGGGACAGGUAACGCAAAGGUAAAAGAGGAAGUAGUGGGAGCAAUACGUUCACCUGAAACAUCAUACUACGUGCAAUGGAAGGAACGUCAGUGGUUCGUGUUUAUCGACGAAGGUGAAGUAACGACAGAUUCGCUAGUUUUACUGUUAUGGGAAUUUUUUCUAUUGUUUAGUGCCGUGAGAUCGGUUGUUUAUAAGUGAAUAUUAACAGUUAGGGUUGGUUUUCUCAGUGAUUGCGAUUGUGGGAAACUUUUUUGGAAAGUUGCGAUAGUUGUGCGAAUAUUAUUUCACAAUGUACGUAGGACACAAGUGAUGAUAGUGCCUUUUUGUUUACUGUUUGAUAAUGCAGUUGCGAAGCGACUCCAUGGAAUCCCCAGAUGAAAAUCAUGAGCUUCUGGACCCCGAGAAUCACGUCUACAAUGACAGGAUCGCUGAGUUGGAGCGCAAGGUGAGCGAACAGCAAGAUGAACUUGUUUGUCUCAAAGCUACGCUUGCUGAGGCACUGCGCAGACUCAACAGUCUCGAAGUAAACCACCAUUCCUCGAGAAUACCGCAGAUUCCAUCGGCUUCAUCGACACCUACCCGGUUAAACAACACUAAUAAAGAUGAUUACAAUAAACAGACUUAUUCUACUUCUAAGUUGGAGAGCCAGAGGAAGACUUUUGUGGGAUCUUCUUUACCUCAGAGAAAGCAAGUUCAUUAUCGUUCCACAGUUCUUUCUUCAGGUAGCCUGCACAGCGACAGUCAUAGCUCGAGCAGCGUGAGCCCAAUACCUUCGCCUUCUCCCAGAGCUACACCACAACCUUUGAAUACACUCAAAAGAACCACUAGUUCGAGCUCUAGGUCAUCUACUAGUAGUUCUUCGUUACAUAAGAGAUGGAGCUCCACAGGGGAUUUUAAUCAAGUCAAUCAAAAUGGUAUGGUUUCAAAAUUCUCCACCAGGUCAUACCUAAACAUUUCCACCAAGAGCAACAAUCAUUUUGCACCCAAUUAUAAGCAUGGAACUAAAGACAUAACCUACAAUGACGAAGAAAAAAGCCUGAGGUUCUUCCUCAGAGGUCGGCCUAUUAUCGUCUACGCCCCUACGGAACUGGGAGAAAACUAUGAGCUGACCAAGGUGUCGACUACGCCGUCCAAACGUCUAAAACUGGACUGGGCAUACGGGUACAGAGGAAGAGACUGCAGAUCCAAUCUAUAUUUUCUGCCCACUGGGGAAAUGGUAUAUUUUGUGGCUGCUUUGGUAGUUUUAUAUAAUCCCGAGGAACAGACUCAGAGGCAUUAUACAGAACAUACCGAUGAUGUCAAAAGCUUGGCGAUACACCCCAACAAGAUGGUCAUAGCCACAGGUCAAACUGCAGGCCACAAUGGAGUUGAAAAAAGAGCCCAUAUCCGUGUUUGGAAUUCAGUGUCACUGUCUACUCAAGCGGUUAUUGGUAUGAACGACUUUGAACUGUCAGUUUGUUGUCUGUCUUUUGGUAAGGCUGAUGGUUCCCUUCUAGUAGCUAUCGACGAGGCACCUGAUCAUAUCAUUUCCGUUUGGGACUGGCAAAAAGGAGAGCAUGGAUAUAAAAUUACUGAAACAAAGUGUUCAGUGGACACCAUCGUAGCUGCUGAGUUCCACCCGCUCGAUAGAAACACCAUCGUCACGUGCGGCAAGUCCCACAUAGCCUUCUGGUCAUUAGAUAUUAACGGCACCCUAUUCAAGCGCAUGGGCAUCUUCGAGAGCCGGGAUAAGCCCAGAUACGUUACUUGCGUCAGUUUUCUGCAGAGUGGGGAAGCUAUAACGGGCGAUUCCAGCGGAAACUUGGCAGUUUGGGGUAGAGGUACCAACACCAUCUUCAAGUACGUCAAGCAUGUGCACGAGGGUUCGAUUUUCUCGAUUUGCGUCACGAAGGAUGGCAGCUUCAUCACCGGUGGAGGAAAGGAUGGUAGAUUAGUGGAAUUCAGUCCGAAUUUAAACAUGACAGGAGUAGUGAGUCAAGUUGAGGGUCAUUUUGGAGGUAUCCGAAUGAUUUCAGAAGGUAGAGGGUAUCAGCUAUUGAUCGGUACGACCCAUAACUGUAUUCUUCUCGGAACAUUCGAGCUGGGCUUCCAGCCCAUCAUUCUAGGCCAUUGUGACGAGAUCUGGGCAUUGGCUGCUCAUCCUAGCAUUCCCCAAUUCGCCACUGCCGGAUAUGACAGAGUUUUACAACUUUGGGAUUCCAUGUCUCAUACGAUUUUGUGGAGCAAAGAUAUCGAGGAACAAGCUCAUAGUGUAUGUUAUUUCCAUGACGGCUCCUGCGUUAUAGUUGGUUGCUUGAGUGGCAAAUGGAUGGUGUUUGAUGUUCAAACUCGUGAGCUUCUUGCCCAACAAGUUGAUGGAAACGAGGCCAUUCAAGUUAUAAGGUUUUCACCAGAUGGUUCCCUUGUAGCGUUUGGAUCCAGAGAUAGCCAGAUUUACAUAUAUCAGGUAUCAGACGACGGAUCCAAGUAUACCAGGGUAGGAAGAUGUUCGGGCCAUUCCAGUAGCGUAAUACAUCUAGAUUGGGCAACUAAUAACCAAACAAUAAGGUCUAAUUCAGCUGAUUAUGAGUUGCUGUUUUGGAAUGCUGGUACUUGUCGUCAGAUCCCACAGAGUACCAUCAUGCGAGACGUGGAAUGGGCCACAAACAGCUGUACCAUUACAUUUACCACUGUCGGAAUCUGGCCAGAGAAUGCUGAUGGUACUGAUGUCAAUUGCUGCGAUGCCAACUAUGAUUCCAAAUUGAUGGCUACCGGAGAUGACUUCGGAAAAGUCAAGUUGUAUAGUUAUCCCGUUAGCCAGCCAAGGUCCCUGUGCCAUACCUACAAUGGACACAGCAGCCACGUGACCAACGUCCGAUUCCUCUACGACAAUUCCCGACUUGUUUCUAUAGGAGGAAACGACACUGCUGUCCUACAAUGGACUAUUUCAUAAUCUAACACUUUUCCACAGUAACCACCUGUAUCCAACAUACCUACUUAAUCAAAUUUUUAGCUGCAGCUUGAGGUCUUGAGAAGACAGAAGGUCCAGCCUAAACUAUCCAAUGCUAAGGACAUUGUAUUUUUGUAACUUAUUGUUUUUAAAGAGUAAAGCACUUUUAGAAUUCACGAAAUUGUGCCAGAAAGUUGUAUUGAUCGUCGAAGAGCGACAUUCUUUAACAUCUUGAGAUUACAUGUAUAUUUUUAUCUAUAACAUUGAGUUGUGUGAUAAUAAACAAUAUUUAUAUAUCUUUAAGAA
Molecule: messenger RNA, 3318 nt
Organism: Diabrotica virgifera virgifera (western corn rootworm)
Lineage: Eukaryota; Metazoa; Arthropoda; Insecta; Coleoptera; Chrysomelidae
Product: echinoderm microtubule-associated protein-like 2
Exons: 14
Coding region: 424-3015 (863 amino acids)
Biological process (GO): microtubule cytoskeleton organization
Cellular component (GO): mitotic spindle
Molecular function (GO): microtubule binding
Source: RefSeq, a predicted model, not a curated record